AAAAACAAAAAAAAAGUAAAACAAAAAAUUGAACCCAAAAAAAUAAUCCACAAGGAAAACAUAAAAACACAGCGGAGGUCACCAUAUUAGCAUCAUGUUUAUUUAAUAAACUAAUAUGAUUCUGCAGAUUUUUUAUAUGAGGGAAUUUAAUAUUUGUUUACAAUCGGCUAUUUAACUCGUACAAUAAAUAUACGUCAACUGAGAAUGUUUAAUUGCUUAGAUUGUUUGUGUAACAAUAUAAGAAAUGUUUGUUAUUACUACAAUCGUAAUUUUCAAUAUAUUUGUGUUACAGUUGAAAAACAACAAAUCUGUGCUAUUUUUCUGGUCGGAGCUGUAAUAUUUUUUGCCUGCCACUGACUCAUGUUCCAUUGAUAAGAGGAAGAAAUACGGGGAUAGAGGGGAAAAAAACUAGAAGAACAAAUUAGGAAAAGGAUUGCGGAAUGUCCUAAAAUAAACAAACAAUAAAUCGCCUUAUCAGUUCAAUACAUUUUUGUUUAUGUUUUUCUCUAGCUGCAAAUAUCAAACGAUAACAUAAAUAUACAAAAAGAAGCCAAGAGGAAAUCAACAAGCAACACGAAUUUGAAAAAACCCUGGAAAAAUCAAGAAGAUAAUCAUUCUACAUAUUUGAUGAUAUACCUUUAAGUAUCAAUUAAUCCAGAAAAAGCAGUAGCAGUACUAUGGUAAUAUCGGUCGGAACGAUGGGCCUUGUGCCGCAGCUACAUCGAAAGUUUGCAACAUAUCGCAGGCUGUAAAGAAAUAAAAUUGCAACGCGAAAUUGCAGAUAGACCCAAGGAUACAAUCGAUAUAUAUAUUGAAGAGGAAAACCCGGGGUGAAGCACCACCCCCGCCCACCGCCACACAAAUGAGGGUGCCACCAACAGGUUGACCACCUUAUAAACAAAACAAAACAAACAAAAUAACGUAGUAAUAAAAAAAAACCAACCGCACGACAAAUAGAAAAGGCAAUAACAACAGAAACCACCAAGCCACUAAGCCAGCCAUCAAAAGAGAUAGAAAAAAAAACAAAAAAAAAAAGGCGAAAUACGAAAAGUAAAAACCCCUGAUAACCCCCUCAAAAACCGCCUGGAAAACCACUAGAAGCCCGCUACAAAAUGUUACAAAACUCGAACGCCGCUGCCGCAGCGCAUUCGGCAGCUCAGGCGGCCUCGGCGGUGGCGACUCCGGCAGCGGCGGCGGCAGCAGCGGCAUCGGCGGCAGCGGCUGCCGCGGCGGCAGCAGCAGCAGCAGCGGCGGCCAACAACGCGGCACUGGCGGCCUCCUCCAUCCAGCCCAAGCUCAUCGUCAUCCGACGGCGGCCGAACCAGGGAUUCGGUUUCACGCUGCGCCACUUUAUCGCCUAUCCGCCGGAAGAUGACCAGGCAUCGGCAACGGGAUCUGGAUCGGCGGCAGCAGCGACGACGGCGGCAUCGACAUCGGCCGGCUGGCCACAGGAAGCCUCCAGUAUGGCCGGCAGCAGCAGCGGCAGCAGCAGCAGCGUCGGCGUCGCCGGGAUCACCGGUUUGGAGCCAACGUCGCCGACGUCGCUGCCGCCGUACCAAGUGAAAGCGAUGGAGACCAUUUUCAUCAAAGAGGUGCAGGCGAACGGACCGGCCCACUACGCCAACCUGCAGACGGGCGACCGCGUGCUGAUGGUCAACAACCAGCCGAUCGCUGGCAUCGCCUACAGCACCAUCGUCUCGAUGAUCAAGCAGACGCCGGCGGUCCUCACGCUGCACGUGGUGCCCAAGGAGUGCGAUGUCCUGCAGAUGCACUAUACGAGCAUUGCCCACACACCAGAGUCGAAUCGCCUGACCAUGUCGACGCACUCGCCCUCGCUGCUGGCCAAUGGCUCCCACAAGACCACAUUUCCAGCAGCAACAGCAGCAGCAGUUGCAGCGCCACCGCAGCAACAUCAGCAGCAACAUCAGCAGCAACAGUUGAUCUCAUAUCCCGCUGUUGCAGCCGUGACCACAUCAUCGCCGUCAGGAUCGCCGCACUCGCAUUCGCACUCGCAUUCACAAUCGCAAUCGCACUCGCAUCCCAACAACUCCCAUCAUGCGCCAUCCCUGCACGGAGGCAGUCGAUCGGGCAGCAUCACCAGCACGGCUAGCGCAGGCAUCACCAUCCUGAGUCACCAGUUCUACCCACAACAACAGCAGCAGCAGCUACAGCAGCAGCAGCAGCAGCAACAGCAGCAACAUCGUCAUCCGGCGCUGACUGGCGGCAGCAGCAGCAUCGAUUUCGGGGACAUGGCACAUGGACUGCGGCAACAUCAUCAGCAGCAGCAGCAACAGCAGCAGCAACAGCAGCAACAUCUUUACCAGCAGCAGCAACAUCAUCAUCAGUUCAUGCGUGCCAAUCAGCCGCCAAAUUUAACAGUAUUAUCGGCCAGUUCGGCAACGACCACGCCCACACCCACGCCCACCGCCCGCCAGCCCAAAUGCGCGACGACGGCCCUCAGUCAGGCGUUAUAUGCAGCCAGUGCGGGACCAAAUUCAGCCACCGGUUCGGGAUCGGGAUCCGUAUCCCUUUCGGGUGGCAGUGAGAACAGCGACCUGAUGAUCCGACUGCGCGAAUCGAUCAAGCAAAAGGAGGAGUUCCUCAAGUCGCCGGUGCCCGCAUCCUUGUCCUCUGCCACCGCCUCCGCCUCCUCGACCAAUGGCAAUCAGCAGGCGCAAUCCUCAUCGCCGGCACAGCAGCAACAUCUGCAGCAGCAGCAUCAGCAGCAGCACUUCUUUCCCUCGCACACGCCGCCAGGUGGAGUCCAGGUGGUGGUCCCUCCGCCACGCAGUCGCCACCAAGUGCUCCUAAAACAGCAACAACAACAACAUCAGCAACAGCAACAGCAGCAGCAGCAACAACAACAACUUCAUCAACAGCAGCAACAUCAUGUCCUUGGCUUCGACAUGUACUAUUCCGGUGGUAAGCUGGUGCAGCGAUCUUCCACGGCUCCCGGCAGUGUGAGCCACCAUCACCAACUGCAACAGCAACAGCAACAGCAGCAACUUCAUCACCAACAGCAACAUCAGCACAUGCAGCAGCAGCAGCAACAUCGCCAGGUGAUGAUCAACAACAAUGCCAAGUAUGCCAAGGAUCUCGAUUAUUUCGAGACAUUGCAGGAAACAGGAGUCACCAAUAAGGUUUUCGAGCGCAAAUUGGUGUCGCACAUGUCCAAGGGUUUCGAUCCCUUCAAGCCGCUGUCGAUCAACACCAGUGCCCUGGAGUCAUCCGCCAGCACGUCGAGCACUGCGGCCACGUCGACGGUGAAGAAGCAAAGCGUGCUCUACGAGUCCCUGCAGCAGCAUCCGCUGGCCAAAUACCAUCAGACACAGCAUCAAACGUCGUCGACGAUGACGACGAUGACGAUGUCGACGACGACGACAACGUCGACGGUGGACGGACAGGCGAGCAGCCGCAUGGAGCUGCACAAGGCGACGCUGGCGAAUGCCACCAUCGAUCCGGUGCCAGUGGCAACCAGCAGCAAGUUUGUGGCGAUGUCGGAUAAGCCGCCCGCGGGUUCCUCCGUUGCCACCUUGGCGGACAUUGCCGAGAGCAGUGCUGCAGCCAUUGUGGACUGUGCUGUGGGCAGCGGCAACGUUGUGCGACGCUACAAACCAUUAUCCUCCAGCUCCUUUGACGAGGGCAAACCGAUGCGCAGGAUCUCCUAUCUUCGCGCCACCAACAAUGAGGCCGAUUUCAAUGCGGACGCAGCAGCUGGCGGAGAUGCUGCUGCAGCAGGAUCGGGAUCGGGAUCAGCAGGAGUAGCAUCCGUUGCAUCAGGAGUGACUUCAGCUGCAUCUGCUUCUUCAGUCGCUCCUACACCUGCAUCCGCACCCGCAACCGCACCGCUGCCCAUUUCGAUACCCAUUCCCAUUCCCAAUCCGGUGGCUGCCGUCGUGGAGCCGCAGAAGACGAAAUCCCUGGUGGAGGAGCAUCCGGAUCCCACCUACGAUGUGAUCGGAGGCACUGGCGGCGGUCACGAGUUCAUCGAGACGCCCAACGGCCUGGAGGAUGUGCGUCUGUCGGCCCACGGAAGUCGCAGGGCCUCCAUGAGCAGCGACAUGCGUAGCAGCAUACACAUCGAUGCCGAGCUGAAUGGCAAAUAUGUGCCCAACGAACUGGAGGCCUUCGAAACGGAGAUUGAGAUCAAGUCCUCUUGCAUCAACGGAAAGCGCAUGUCCGAGUACCGAUCGUGGCGUCAGGUGAAGCUGGAGAUCAAGGGCGAUCUGCUGCGCAUCUACUCAGGCCGUCAUGCCAAAUCGGAGCACAAUGUGAUAGAACUCGAUAUUAGAAACUUUAAGUUCUUCGACGAGUCGCUGGACAAGAAGAAGUACUUGAUCCGCAUGCAGUCGAAGCCAUCGCCCAGUGGCGCCCACUUGGCCUCGCUGGGCAACGAGUUGAACCUGGAGGAGGGUCAGGGUGACAAGCUGUUGACCUCCUCGGGCAGCAGCAAUGCCAACGAGCCCGCUCAGCCGAACUCAGCUUCGACUACAGCAUCGGCCCUGACCACAUCCACCUCCUCGUCCAGCUGCAGCAGCGGUCCCUACACGGAGAUCCUCUUCAAGACCAAGAGCAGCAACGAGAUGAAGCGUCUGUUCGGUCUGCUCCAGUGGAAGGACAGCCUCAACUACGACGACAAUGAGCACCAUCAGCAUCAGCAGGGCAGGCAAUUGGCGGAACCGCAGAAGACAGUGGCCAGUGCCAGCUAUUUGGAUGAUGCACAGGCUGGAGGAGCAGCUGCUGCCGCGGACAGUUCGCCCCUCAGUUCGCAUUCGGGUGGCAUUGCCGAGGCCAGCGGUGGCCAUCAUCAUGUGUCGGCUCUGCCAGCGGCGGCGGCCAUUGUGGCGGCCACCAGCGACUCCAUAUCGCCGGUGAUGAAGGCGAGGAAAUCGUCAUCGCACAAACACAUACCCGACAAGGAUUUGGGUUCGCCAAAAUCAAAGAACUGGAAAGAUUUGCUCUUUCGUCGCGGUGGUAGUGGUGGCAGUGGCAGUGGCAGUGGUGGCGUCUCCCAUCAUGACUUGGCCUCGCCAUCCGGUUGUGGGGCGAAGCAGAUCGGUUCCAUUGGCGUUCCGCUGCGCAGCUGUCCGAUGUCAAAGGUGAAUGCGUAUGUGCCGCACCUGGUGGAGGUGUGCACGAACAUUGUGGAGACCAAAGGCCUGGGCGUGGUGGGCAUCUAUCGCAUACCGGGCAACAAGGCGGCCAUCUCGGAGCUGUCCGAGCUGGUCAACAACAAGGACUUCCAGUUCGAGAGCUGUGCCAGCGACGACCGCUGGGAGGAUGUGAACGUGGUGAGCAGUCUGCUCAAGCUCUUCAUCCGCAGCCUGCCGGAUGCCCUCAUGCCGGCCAGCUACUACAUCAAUUUCAUCGAGGCGGACAAGAAGUUCGGCCUGGAGCGUAUCGUCCUGCUGCGUGAGAUUGUCGAGUCGCUGCCCCGCCAUCCGUACGAGACAAUGAAGCACUUGAUCCGGCACUUGUGCCGGGUGAGCGGCAAUUGUGAGGUCAAUCGCAUGGAGCCCAAGAAUUUGGCCAUCAUCUUCGGACCCUCGAUUAUCCGCACGCCGAACGACACGCUGGAAACGGCGGUCAAGGACAUGAAGCAUCAGUGCCGCAUCGUCGAACUGCUGGUCACUCAGUAUGAGUACUUCUUUGAGGGCGGCAGUCUGCCGGAUUUGGCGGAGGUGAGCGGUGGCUCGGCCGCCGUGAGUGCCGCCCAGCCGCAGCAGCAGACGCAGGAGGAUCAGACGAGCAUGCUGCUGCACAACCUGUCCAAAAUCGAGCGGAUCACGGAGCGGGAGACGACGCGCACAUCGCGUUUCAUGCCCCAAUUGAGGCGGAAGACGCAUGGCAAGCGGAGCGCCGUCAGCUCGGACACGUAUUCCGGCGAGAGUGUUCUGGUAAGCGGGUGCUCCUCCACCAACAACACCACCACCACCACAACCACCACCACCCACACCACAAGUAGUAGCACAAGUAGUAGCAAUACAAUCACCACAACCAUCAGCACCACCACCAUACAGCAGCGACGGGCGCAGCGCAAGGCUGUGCAGAGCAUUUGCGAUCAGGCUCUAAUCCUGCUCCUGCCCACACCCGUUUCCUCCGUCUCUCUUCCCUUUCAGUCGCUGGACUACGCCAAGGUGUCCGCCUCGGCCUCCGCCUCUGCCAGCAGUACGGCCAGCACUUCGAGCAGCUCAACGCUUCACAGCGGUGGCGGUGGUGGCGGUGGUGCAGGCAAAGCAUCCGCCGCAUCCUCAUCAUCGAGUUCCACCACCAAGUUCAGCUCAUCGUCGUCGUCGUCGUCGUCGGCCACCACCAGCACGGCAGUGGCCGUAUCGUCAUCCAUUUCGGCCACAUCCUCCAAGCUGCUGAGUGCCAAUUUCAAGAAGCGCAGCACUGGCGGAUUCCUCAGCUCGAGCCGAUCCUCGCACCAGGCGCACCAGACGACGCGCAAGGCCAGUCUGGAUGAGAAGGACUCGGGUCAGUCGUCGGGCAGUCUGGGUCACGGCCUGGGCGUGGCCCUCAAUUUGGCCAAGGAGCAGCAACGCAGCAGCGUCGACAUCUCGAUACUGCUGACGGACGACGAUUCGAGCAGCAGGCUCAGUGAUACGGGUUCCAUGUCGCUGACAACCAUCACGGACACGCUGGACAGCAAGUUGCGCAACCUGCGCAGCGGAUCCGAGUCGAACGAUGAGAACGGUUCACCCGACUUCCCCAAGAAUCGGCGGCACACGCUCGGCCAGCCGUUGCAUCUGCACUCCGAGAACAUUCCGUAUGCGGACGAGUCGCCGGAGCGGUUGUUCCAUCAGUUCUGCAAUCCUCUGGACGCGGCACCGCUCUCCCUGCACCUCAGUCGCUCCUGCACGGCCACCAAUACGAUUGGCGCUGGCGAUGAGAAGUCCUCAGCAAAGCAUGCAGCGGUGGGCGUGGCACCGCUGCCACAGAGCCUGCUCAAGGCGGCCCAUAAGUUGCAGCACUCGGCCACGGUGCCCAUACAUCAGGGCAGUUCGACGGCGCCCACCAGCGGUUCAGUUACGCCCGUUGGCACGCCCACUGGCAGUAGUGGCGGCGGUGGAUCAGGGGCUGGGGCCGGGGCAGGUGCCAUUCCAGGUGCGCGCAGCUCGUCGAGCAGUGUGACAACGCUGACCAAGAGCAUACAUCCCAGGUUCAGUAACUAUCUGAGUUACGAGAGGAGCAAUGCGGUCACCGCUGCUGCUGCUGCUGCUGGUGGUGCUGCUGCUGGUGGUGGUGGUGGUGGAGCAGAAAGGGCAGUGGGAACCGGCGGAGGAGGAGCUGCCUCCGAGGAUGAUUCCGAGGGCUCGACCACCAGUGAUCCCAAGGAGAAGCUGCUGCUCGGCGAACGACCAUCGCCAUCGUUUUUUCUCGAGCGCUACAACAAGAAGAGACGCGAUCAUCGCUUAUUUCGGAGUGCCAGUUUCAAUUGCCGGAACUACUCCACCAGGCACAUGACCGCAGGAGCGGGAUCAGCGGGAGCGGGAGCGGGUGCAGCAGGAUCAGGAGCAGCAGGAUCGGGAUUAUCAAGCGGAGUAACUGGAGCGGCAGUGGCAGUGGGCGUGGCCUGCUGCCAGGCAUUGAGCGCCACCGGUUUGACCAAGGACGAGAAGACUGACAUGAAUCUGACCAAGAAGCGCCAGAUCCAGAACAAGCAGAAUCGUUCGAUCAAGCGACGGCACACGGUGGGCGGACCACACGAUUAUUCCGCCAGUAAUGGCGUCAGCUGCUCGAAUCAUGGCCACAGCCACAGCCACAGCCAUGGUCACGGUCACGAUCUGGCGGCCAUAAACUACAAUCACCACAAUCGCCAUCAUCAGCAGCAGCUGCUGAAGCUGGGCAGCGCCACGUCCGGCGCCGGAGGCAGUGGAGCGGCGGCGGCCGAGACGACAACCACCACAACGACCACGACCACGGUGUUGCGACGCCUGGGAGCAACCGGUCCGUCGGUGGGAGCCGAAUCGAGUGUCGCAUUGCCCGGUUCCAGUUCGGGAUCGAGUAGCAAUAACAACAACAAUAACUCACCGCAAAGCGAUGGCAGCAAUGGCAACGGCGGCGGUGCUGCAGCACCAGGAGUGCCAUCCAGUGCACCACCAUCAGCUGGAGGAGGAGGAGGAGGAGGAGGCGGAGGAGGAUUAGUGGGUGGUGGCAGCAAUAGCAACAGUAGCAGUAAUAGCAGCAACAGCAGCAGCACCACUACCACACCCGCUGGCAACGGAGAACAGGUCCUGGAAGUGGGCAUACGCAUCAAGAGCAUCAAUCGAGGUCGCUUCUAAACGAAAGCAUGGAUCUCCACAACCAAGAAAAGAACCAAUUUGACCUGGUUCAAGCGUAGUCUGCUAAAGAAAUCAUUUCAAAUGUUUACAACAAUGACAUUUAAAAAAGAAAACCUGAUUUAUAUAUAUCAUAAUGCAAUGAAACCACCCCAAAAUGGCAGUUGCUUAAGCAUUGUUAGCUAAGCACACACUAUAAAAAACCAUAGAUUACAUGAGUACCAACAGGGUUUCAUAUGGAAACAGAAGCAUAAAAUGGAGACAUUUAACAACAGCAGCAGUCUGUUAAACACACAAAUGAUAAAUGAUAAACACACACACACACACAUUUUUAGAGACAAAUGUUGAAAUAAAUGUUAAACCUGAGUAAAGUUGCUAAACAAGAAAUCAAAUCGAAGCCGGAAAAAGUAAUUUUGUAAAGUUUUAUGUGGCUUUAUGCUUUACAAGCGAAUGUCUUUAAACGAAAGUUUAAAGUGUGUAUGGCUAAGCUACUUAAAAUGAAUCAAAAAUUACUUUUUGCAGCCAAGAUUCAGUGAGAAAUAGUCAGCAUAAUCUCUAUUACUAUAUCUAUAUCAAUGUGCAGUUGCAAUGUUGUGUCCGAAUCGGGUCUUAAAACUUAACCAAAAGGAUGUGGGAAAAGAUUUGAUCAGAAAAACGAAUCAGCAGAACAGUUAAAAUACGUAUUAUCACAUAUUCUAUCACAAUAUAUUAUAUAUUCAUAUGCAGAGUCCCAAAAGUUGUGUCGGCAAUAUAUAAAAAAACUGACAGUCGACAUAAAUGUUACACUAAAAACAUUAAAAAAAAAACUAACCGGAUAGUACGGUGCGUUUAUGGAAAACUGAUAACUGAUGACAAUUGGUUGGCAAAGAUCCUAGAUCGAAUUGCAUGAUGCACUGUACAAAAAAAAAGGGUCACAACUCCCAGGGCUAAACAAAUCUUAACAACGCAACGCAGAAAAAACAAUCUUAGAUGAAAACUAUACGAGGGCAGGAAAUAAUUUAUUCGCACACACAAAACACACAAAUUAAAUGGGAAUCAAGUAAAGAUCUGAAUUCAGACAGAUGGAGAGAGAGAUAUAUAGCGAGAAACAGAGAAAGAGAUAUAUAAAAGAACGAGACAGAAAACGGAAGAUAGAGAGAGAGAGAGAGAGAAAACUAUUUUGUAAAACGUAUACAACAAACACUACAGAAAAAUCGCAUAAAUAUAACCACCUAUGUAUAGGAACAAUCGAAAGCGUCGCCUGUCCGGAAAUUCAGAAGAGUCCCUCUGCCAACUAAGUUGUGCUAGGUCCUCGAUAAGGAUCACUUUGCUGAUAAGUUUAAAUGUGUGUGUUUGUUGGUUUUUUUUUUUUCUGUGUACCUAUGUACCUGCUGUAAAAAAAAAAAGGAAAAGUGAAGGAAAAAAGGAGAACCCAUUUUUGGUGCCUUAAAUUGUUUGUUUCAAAUUUUAGAAACCUUUUUUUUUACCCAUACAUUAUUUUUGUUGUAUUUUUCGAUACCCAGAGUUUUUUUUUUAUUUAAUUGGCGGUGCUUUAGGAUAUGCAUGACAUUGGUGCAGCUAUAAAGCUAUAUAAUAGAGAGAUAUAUAUUCCGCACACAAGCUGAUGUCUAGACAGGCGACAUCGGAAGAAGGAUAGCAUGAUCGAAAUGAUGUUUGGAUAUAUGUUUACCAUAUAACGCAUAAGAAACGGCAUAAAUUUACAUUUACAUAUAUGAUAUAAUAUAAUAUAUUUUUGUGUAGUUUGUAUAUGAUUUUAUAUGAUUUAAGUUUGGCAAAAACAAGAACGCGAACGCAUAAAAAAUACAUGCAAAUAUAUAUAUGAAUAAGCAAUUAGAUUGUAGUUGUAUAGUAUUCCUCCCAUUUUUUUUGCUGUAUAUACGAUUUAAUUUUUUUGAUUUCAUUCACAAUUAUGAUUUACACCAUCCCCAAACCUUCCCAAAAAAAAAGAGUAUAUAAAAAAUUAUAUAUAUUUUGUACGCAUUUUGUUUUGUUACCCGAAGGUAGAAAGAAACGAGAAGGCAGGAAAAAAAAGUAUAUAGAAAGAACCCCAAGCGCGUAACGUUGCUAUAUAAAUAUUAUGCUUAACUAAAAACAAUUUUUUGUUAGACUUUAGGUAGUUAUUUUUUAAAAAUUGUAUUUUCUAUUAUACAUGUAUACAUCUAUAUAUAUUUUUUAUUUGUAUUAUGAUUUUUUUUUUUCAAACAAAAAUAAAUGUGGAUUUUCUAUAAUACUAUAAACGACGACACAAUAAAAAAGAAACAACAAAUAUUAAGAAUAAAUUGUACAAGUAUAAACCAGAA
This is a messenger RNA of Drosophila elegans, 10582 nucleotides long. It is a transcript of the gene RhoGAP19D, whose product is annotated as serine-rich adhesin for platelets. Gene Ontology annotation, biological process: regulation of GTPase activity; signal transduction. The record is from RefSeq and is a predicted model, not a curated record. NCBI's taxonomy places the organism in Eukaryota, Metazoa, Arthropoda, Insecta, Diptera, Drosophilidae. Gene Ontology annotation, cellular component: cytoplasm. Gene Ontology annotation, molecular function: protein binding. The transcript has 14 exons. Bases 1113 to 8285 code for a protein of 2390 amino acids.